Messenger RNA from Xyrauchen texanus (razorback sucker), 2205 nucleotides. RefSeq names its product trichohyalin. The transcript is spliced from 7 exons. The record is from RefSeq and is a predicted model, not a curated record. The coding region runs from base 1 to 1155 and encodes 384 amino acids. Lineage: Eukaryota; Metazoa; Chordata; Actinopteri; Cypriniformes; Catostomidae.
AUGACGUUCAGUUCUGCAGAUCGUCUGAUAUCAACGUCUUUGAGUGCGCGGGCACGCAGCGGGCGCGCGCAGGGUUCAUCAUGUCCUCCAGGUGUGUUCUCCUGUAGUCACACCAGCACAGACAGCCGUGAUCAAACCUUCAUCAUCAUCAUCUUCAUCAUAUCUCCCGCCGUGUGUGUGUUGAUGAUGCGACUGUUGGUGUUCUGGACAGUGGUGUGUGUUCUGUGUGCUGGAGCGAGAUGUCUCCCUCUUGUGGAUGUGAAGGGCACGGGUGACUGUACCCCUGAAGAUGCCAGUAUGAGGGGUAACACAAACGGACCGACGGCAGACUGUGAGGUGCGGGAGACAGAUGCUGUUCUAAAUACUGAAGAGAGACACGACAACCUGCUGAGAGAGUUACAGGAACUAGCAGAACAAGAGAAAGAAAGAGAGCAAAAAUACACCCGUGAGACAGACGAGUACGAACAGAAUGACACUGACCAGGAGGAAGAGUGGGAUGAUGAUGAUGAUGAUGAUGAGGAGGAGGAGGAGGAGGAGGAGGAAGAUGAGACGGUGAUGAAGACUGAGCAGAAUGAAAGAGAGCUGGAGGAGCUGCUGGACGACGAGAUCAGAGAGACUGAGACGCAGAGGAGACAAGACGAGCAGCUGGAGGAACUUCUGAAAGAACUGAAGAACAAACGACUGGAGAAGAAACUCAGGAAGGACGUUCCGUUACGGGAGGAAGAGGAGGAGAAGAGGAAGAGUGAGCUGGUGCUGGAGAAGGAGAAGGUGGAGACGGAGCUGAAGGAGCUGCUGGAGGAGGAGAUGAAGGACACCAACACCUGGAACAAACAGAAGGAGAAGGAGGAGAAACAGGAGGAGCUGCAGGAGCUGAUGAAGAAGAUGAAACACGUGCAGGAGGAAGAGCAGGAGAGGAAUGCGACAGGCGGGGAGAGAGAGAUGGGUCCAGAGAGUGGAGGAGAGACAGACAGGAAAGAGCUGCAGCAGAAGCGAGAGAUGGAGAAUGUCAGUGAUGAAGCAACACAACAGUUUGACAGAGAGGAAGAGGACGACACACAGCAGAAGGACGAUGAUGAUGAAGAUGAGGAGCUGUUAGAGAUUGAAGCCGAGUUGAGGAAAGUGGCGGCAGAACUACGUGAACUUCGGAUGGGAUAAACACACAUGGUACAUGCAUCAGGAUUUACUCAGAAAUGUAGAAAUCCCAUAAGAAUGAACACAACAGGCGCACACACACACACACACACACACACACACACACACAUCAUGAACACACACUCAUGAACACAACCAGAUACAAGCCAUAAAGCAGUUACAUCGAACACACACACACAUCUGCAUCUCACAGCUACCAUUGUGAUUAUUAAUUUCACUGCCGCCUCAUUUCUAUAAUCUGUAGACAUAUUCAUAUCUAUAUUGUAAUGCAAUAUAUGAGUCUAAUUACGUGUAAUAACACAAACAUGCACAUGUGAUGAAGUAAUAAUAUGAUUUGUGCUUUCGACUGUUACUGUAUAUCUGUUUUUUAUGCUGAUUUAUGGCUAAAAACUGUUCUGAGGUCAGAACACAAUCUGUUUCCUGAUCACAUGACCAGCUGGAUCGGUUCAUAUUCUGCAGGUGCGAUUGAGGAGUAAGAGCACAAUCGAGUGUGUAUAACUGUGUGUGUGUGUGUGUGUGUGUGUGUGUGUGUGUGUGUGUGUGUGUGUGUGUGUGUGUGUGACAGGAAACACUUGUGUUCUUUCCUUGUAUGUUGCACUUUCCUGUAACAUAGCAGCCAAUGAGAGCAGGUCUGGCCUCAGACUCCGCCCACACACAGGGAGAGUCGGGAAGCAAACGAGCAAUAAGAGGAAGUGAUGUUUGAUGCGUGCAGCGUGAGCCACAGAACUAUAUGGAUCAUAUUUAUUGUGAAUGUAAACAACUUACAAAGAUUAGCAGAAACUAUAACACAUGUGAUUAUGAGACUAGAUCGUAUGACUUGUUUUAACAUGUUCUAAAGUAAUAAAGAUCUGUUCUCUGGACACACACCUGCCUCCGAGUGUUUCUCAAGCUCAUGGGGAAAUUAGUUUCACCAACAGUGCACAAUUAAAGUCAAUUAAAGCCCAAUUAAAGAAGUUGUUUGACCUUUUCUUUAGCCCCGCGUGGUCACGCUCAAUACUGUAUAGCUCAUUUAUUUGAUAUAUGUUUUAUAUGAGCUUGUUACCAAAAUUUGGG